This is a messenger RNA of Morus notabilis, 750 nucleotides long. RefSeq names its product nuclear polyadenylated RNA-binding protein 3. Bases 1 to 750 code for a protein of 249 amino acids. The record is from RefSeq and is a predicted model, not a curated record. The transcript has 4 exons. NCBI's taxonomy places the organism in Eukaryota, Viridiplantae, Streptophyta, Magnoliopsida, Rosales, Moraceae.
AUGGGGUGCCAAAAUUCAAAGCUCAAUCGGGAUAUACUGGCCAUACCUCCAAAGCUCCGCCCUCUCCUAUGGCGCAAGGUCGAGGAGCUGCGGCGGAGAAGAAGCGCCGCCACCGCCAAUGGCGGGACCCUCUCGAAGAAAGAGCUAUUGACGGACGGCGUCCGCGAAGAAAGCGAUGCCUUUUCACGUGAUCAUGAAUCUCUGCAUGAAAAUUAUGAAAGAAACGACACGACGUCUUCGCCGGGUCAUGAAAGCGUUUCUUCUUCUGCGUCACAACCGAAAACAAUAAUAACGGAAGAGGACAAGAAGAAGACGUCUGAGGAGGAGAUCGUAGAACCGGAGAAAACAGAGAUUAAUAUGGAGAAUGAAGGAGAUCAAGAAGCAAAAAUAUGUCCAAGCUCACCAAGUUUUAGAGUAUAUUUCAUCGAGUCGUUGGAUCAAGAGGAGGAGGAGAAGAAAGAUGAUGAUGAGCCUGAUCAUGAGGAUAAGGACGACAGUAAGGAGAAUGAGAAUGACAUGCAAAAGGAAUGGAACAGAGAGAACAGCGUUGAAAGCGUUGUAUUGAUAGAUACUCAUGAGGACCAGGAGACCAAGAUAGUAAAGAAGAAAUCAGGGAAAAGCCGAAUGAGAUUCAGGAGGGCAUUGUGUAGAGGAGGACCAGUCGCUGUAAAGCAUCUACUAAACGUUAGAUCAUGUUACCAUCCUAGCAGUGACAGAGCCUCUCUUCUUGCCAAGAAAUCAGCCCCUUGA